CCAUUCACCUCGAUAACUUACCUAAUCAUUGUGCCAACUUGUUUUGUUUAUCUCUAAAAAAAUAUUACUUUCCUUUGUGGCAAUCCUUCCAGAAAGCACCGUGAUUAUCAUUAAACUUCCUUCCGUCUGUACUUCUCAUAGGGAAACAAGUGAAGUUAAUCACUCACAUCGCAUGGCAACUCAAACCGAACCAAAGAAGAUCAUAAUUGAUACCGACCCUGGAAUCGAUGAUGCUAUGGCUAUAUUCCUUGCUCUACGAUCACCAGAGAUACAAGUUAUUGGACUUACAACUAUUUAUGGAAACGUUUACACUACUCUUGCUACCAGAAAUGCCUUGCAUCUCUUGGAGAUUGCUGGAAGAACUGAUAUACCAGUUGCGGAAGGAUCUCAUGUCACGUUAACUAAAGGGACGAAACUUCGCAUUGCAGAUUUUGUUCAUGGUGCAGAUGGACUUGGAAACCAAAAUUUUCCUCCACCAAAUGGGAAACCCAUUGAUGAAUCAGCUGCUGAGUUUUUAGUUAACCAGGCAAAAGCUAACCCUGGAAAAGUAACCGUGGUGGCGUUGGGACCUCUUACAAAUAUUGCUUUGGCUAUACAGAUGGACCCGGAAUUCGCAAAGAACAUUGGGCAGAUUGUUCUGCUUGGUGGAGCUUUUGCAGUAAAUGGCAAUGUGAAUCCAGCUGCUGAAGCAAAUAUAUUUGGUGAUCCAGAUGCUGCUGAUGUUGUAUUCACAAGUGGCGCAGAUGUAUUGGCAGUUGGAAUAAAUGUUACUCACCAAGUCGUAUUGUCAGGUUCUGAUCGAGAAAAGUUAGCAAGUUCAAAAGGAAAAUUUGCUCAAUACCUGACUGGAAUCUUAGAGGUGUAUUUCUCUUACCAUUGUGACGCAUACAACACCAAUGGAGUUUACCUUCACGACCCAACAGCGUUGCUUGCAGCCGUUGAUCCUUCACUUGUAACUUGUACAGAGGGUGCUGUUAGAGUCCAAACCAGUGGCAUAACAAGAGGACUUACAAUACUCUAUAAUAAACAGAAAAGGUUUGAAGAAGUCACUGAAUGGUCCAAUAUGCCAACAGUAAAAGUAGCUGUGACAGUUGAUGCUCCUAGAGUUGUGAAAUUGGUCAUGGAUCGUCUUGUGGCUUGAAGUAGCUAUGAAUCCGUUCAAUUAAAAUUAUUGAAUAUUAUCCAUCUACUUAAAUCUGUUUUUAAUGUUUAAACUCAAAACUAUGCUCGCUUCAAAGCUGUUUUGUUUAUUCUUGGCACUAUAAUUGUGUUGCGAAGCUCUUGAGCAUCAGUUUUUACCUCACAUUUUAGUUCAAUUUCAAUAUAAAUUAACAUUUGUAUCCUAAUUAUUAUAUAUUGAGUCUCAUUGUUAUAUUUUGUUUGGAAUUUAAUAAUUGAAAGGUAAAAGAAAAAUAUUGUUUUAUGUCCUGUUAGAAUAUAAAAUAAUAUUUCAUAAUACCUUGAUACUAACUUCUGCAGCAGUUCUUAUGCAGAAGCCAAUACCAUCUUAGCUACUCCUUUAAUUCCAUUGGCCAUGAAUGACAAGUUGCUUCGGAACCAGGUGAACACAAGUGUACAUUCAGCUUAGUUGAUAGUGAACAUCUCAAAGCUAGUUGAAAUAGGACGAUUUGACGACUUUCAAUUAGUUCACAGGUAAAGAAAUCACGAGGAGAUUGAUGUGAUGCCUCUCUAUUAGACAGUACUCAUCUAAUAUUGCUUGUUGGAAGCAUCGUAACAUGUUAAAAAGUAUCUCUGAUCUUGUGCAAAAUACAUAUUCAGCAGAACUAUACUUUAUGAUUCUAUAAGAAUUCGGAUUUGUGUUUACAA
This is a messenger RNA of Vicia villosa (hairy vetch), 1827 nucleotides long. Its product is annotated as probable uridine nucleosidase 2. The coding region runs from base 173 to 1141 and encodes 322 amino acids. Gene Ontology annotation, molecular function: purine nucleosidase activity. Gene Ontology annotation, biological process: purine nucleoside catabolic process. The transcript has 9 exons. NCBI's taxonomy places the organism in Eukaryota, Viridiplantae, Streptophyta, Magnoliopsida, Fabales, Fabaceae. Gene Ontology annotation, cellular component: cytosol. The record is from RefSeq and is a predicted model, not a curated record.